CAAGUUCGAAGCCUCAGACGCAUGUGUGAAAGACAGACGACAAUUCUCUGCUUCUCUGCGUCUCUCUGACGCCUGCUUUAUUUUAACACUCCGAGGAGAAAUCAGUUGUAUGAUCCCCGGUCUUCGUUACACGGUACUUCAUUGCUUGACUCACUACCUUGCAUAGCUAGGAACUUCUUGCACAACCUAGAAAUUUAUCACCCGCUCCGGCAAGCGAUGACGAGUAUCUUGAAACAGACGGCGUUGCUGCCUGAUCAAAUUGGCAAGCCUCAAAACCACAAGUGCAUAGCGCCAGGUUGCCCGAGCAUUGGAGAGCGCAGACGUGUGCGUUAUUUCCGUCUGCCUUCAGAUGAGCAAAGACGCAAUCAGUGGCUGGCAAACUGCAAUCGUCAGGACCUCAAGAGCCACUCUGAAAAGAGCCUGUACACCAAAGUGUUGUGCCAGCUUCAUUUCCACGACUCGCAGUUCAUGAAUGCACACACCUAUCAGCGUCUCAUCUGGAAUGCUGUUCCAACGUUGUUUGGCAAAGAUGUACGCAGGCUGGAAGACUUUGAGCCUAAUGAGGGAGCUGUGAGAGUGGACCAUGCAUACACUGCGCCAACACCAAGGUUACCACUACCAUCAUCCCCACUGUCAGCAUUACCACCAGCACCACUGGCACCAGCACCACCAUUGACUGAUUCGCUGCGCCACUAUGUAGCUCUCUGUGCUGAGCUUAAGAUCAAGCUGGCUGAGAAGGACAGGCAGCUGAAGGCCCUGGAGAAGUGCACUGAUGGCAUUGUGGAUAGUGUUAUUCGUCAAGUUAAGAUGUUGCCAUCUGAGAAACAGCAGCAGCUGGUCAGUGCUCUUGCACCUUUUGUGAACCUGAGCAAAGAUGAAGGCACAUCGAAAGAGCCAAAGGUCCGUGUGGAAGUCCUUUUGCUGAGCAGGAAACAUCCAGGCUGCACUCUGCUUGGCUUGCGCAGCAAGUGCUCCUGGGCGAGGGGUCUCUACAUGGUGCCUGGGGACUUCUUGCACUUUGGUGAAUCUUGGGAGGCAGCCGCCGUGCGUGCUACAAAGGAGGAGACUGGUCUCGUUGUUGUUGAACCAUGUGUCUGCUCAGUGGUGGAGAUGGUGCAAGCGUCUGAGGGAUACCACUGGAUUAACAUAUUUAUGGUGGGCAAGCUGGCUGAGCCAGCAGCCGAGCCUGCUGCACCCAAGGAUGCUGUAUGUACAGACUGUCCAGGACUAUCUGUGACCCUGCCUAUGCAAUGCUCAUUGGCUGAAAGCACUGCUUCAGACAGUCUGGGACUGCCAGGGAUGGGUAAUUGCAAGAGGCUCACCGAGAACCAGCGCGGUGGCUCCUUGGCAUUACCUCCAAGAUCAGGCACACUACAAAUCUCGUAGGCUUUGGUCCAAGAUUUGCAUCAUCUGUUUAGGUGCUAUUUAAAUGUUGUUAAGAAAAUUACACAAUUACGACCCUACAGCGUUGCCAAUAUUUUUUCGAUAGUACCUGUACACCACUCAUUUAAAGCCAAUUUAGCCAAACAGAAAUUUAAUUGAAGUUGGCCUACAAGAAUUCCCCGGGGCCUCUUUAGUCAACGUGACGUCGGCCGCUUCUGUUGUGCCACGGGCGCGAAAAAAAAAAAAAAAAAGUGUUCUUCCGCGCUUACGGACUUUUAUCAAAAUGGCCGCCUCUGCUGUUCGCCUCUACCCAUUAGUGUCGUCAGCGAGAUCGUGCUUUCUCAAGCUGACUAUAGUGCCGUUCAGUCAUAUCCAAAGGUGAAUUCCGUGAAAAGCCCAGUUUGUGUGUUGCGAGCAGUGUUUUCAACACACUCGGUAACGACGAUCACUCUGGCGUUUCGUCUUCUGGGUCACCGCUCAGCGCCGUCAGGAAAGAGCCGCCUCUGCAGUUUACUGGUAUUCAACUCACUGCUCCAGUUGAAAAAUAAGCCCUUUCACCUCAUGUGUAGUAACAGACAGAUAAAGAAUUUGAGCUAAUAUUUUAUUUUCACUCAAAAUAAAUGCGUCCUUCGGAACUACUUAUGUGUGCGUCUGCACUCUGAGAAACCUGGCUCCAACAGCACUACUCGUUGGUGUAAGGCGGUCGGCCGCGGCGUCACGUUCACACAGCGACACCAUUGGCUGGAAGGGGGUCCUUUAAGGGGGAAAGCCGCAUUUCUCUUGACUUGUAUCGGACUUUAAAGUGUGUAGAUAGGCAAACUGCUUGCUCGAGAGCUAUAAUGAAGGC
This is a messenger RNA of Dermacentor silvarum, 2230 nucleotides long. RefSeq lists its product as uncharacterized. The transcript has 7 exons. Bases 217 to 1386 code for a protein of 389 amino acids. NCBI's taxonomy places the organism in Eukaryota, Metazoa, Arthropoda, Arachnida, Ixodida, Ixodidae. Gene Ontology annotation, molecular function: 8-oxo-7,8-dihydrodeoxyguanosine triphosphate pyrophosphatase activity. The record is from RefSeq and is a predicted model, not a curated record. Gene Ontology annotation, biological process: dGTP catabolic process. Gene Ontology annotation, cellular component: cytosol.